AUGGCUGAUAACGAACCUACACCCGCUGAGACCGCCGCUGCUAACGCAAAGGAGGCCGAGGAGCAGGCUGCUCUUCCCUACAAGUGGACUCAGACCAUCUCAGAGCUCGACGUCACCUUCAAUGUACCCGGAAACCUCAAGUCGAGAGAUCUCGUCAUUACUAUCAAGAAGCAGAGCCUACAGGCGGGUAUCAAGGGCCAGGAUCCAAUCAUCCAGGGCGAUCUUCCCCACGCCGUCCACGUUGACGACUCUACAUGGACGCUUAGCACCAACUCAGACGGCACCAAGACAGUUGAGAUCCACCUCGACAAGGUGAACAAGAUGGAAUGGUGGGCGCACAUCGUCACAUCCGCCCCCAAGAUCGACGUGACCAAGAUCCAGCCCGACAACUCCAAGCUCUCAGAUCUCGACGGUGAGACCCGCGGCAUGGUCGAGAAGAUGAUGUUCGACCAGCAGCAGAAGGAGAAGGGCCUGCCUAGCUCAGACGAGCAGAAGAAGGCUGAUAUCCUCAAGAAGUUCCAGGAGCAGCAUCCCGAGAUGGACUUUAGCAAGGCCAAGAUCCAGUAA
Molecule: messenger RNA, 567 nt
Organism: Fusarium mangiferae
Lineage: Eukaryota; Fungi; Ascomycota; Sordariomycetes; Hypocreales; Nectriaceae
Product: putative nudC protein
Exons: 3
Coding region: 1-567 (188 amino acids)
Biological process (GO): protein folding
Cellular component (GO): cytoplasm
Source: RefSeq, a predicted model, not a curated record